AUGUCUAAUAGUGUCAAUGGUAUUGCAGACCCAAAACAAUUAAUAGAUUUUUUAUUAUCUGACUUAAGAUUAUUAUCUACUGAAGCAAAAAAAAAGUUUAAUAAUGUAAAAGAAGCUGCUGAAAAUUGUCUUGUUAAAGUUAGAAAUAUAAGCAGUGUGUCAUCUGUUGAUAAUUUAGUAUUAAAUUUAAAAAAUUCUUCAAAUGAUAUAUUACAACCAAUUCUUCUUGCAUGUAGUAGUAAAAAUUCUCGCCUUGCUCAAAUAGCUUUACAAUCAUUACAACGAAUGUUACAAUAUAGAAUUGUUAAUGCUUCAUCUGCUCCAAGUAUUGUUAAUGAAUUAUGUAAUUUAAUUGAAUCAGAAUGUGAAGAAAUACGUGUUUUACAAACAAUAACACCAUUUGUUAGUACUGAACUUCUUGUUACUGGACCAUCAUUAGCUAAAUGUAUUUGCCUUGCAUUACAUCUUAAUUUUCAUAAAGAUGCUGCUGUAAUUAAUGCUGCAUCAGCUGUUAUAAGACAAUUAUUUAGUUGUGUAUUUGAAAGAGUUAUUCAAGAGGAUGGAGUUAAAUCUGGAGAUCUUUCAGUUAUAUCAACACAUUAUAAUCGUUCAUCAAAAAAUAUAUUACUUUCCUUACGUCCAUGUGCUACUGAUGCAUAUUUAUUAUUAAAAGAUUUAUGUCAUUUGCUUAAUAAUGAAAAAGUAGAAUGGUUAGUUGGAAUUAAAGAUAUGACAUUAACAUUAGGACUAGAAUUAUUAGAAAUGAUAUUGAAACAUUAUCCAUCAGUUUUUUUUAAACAUUCCGAAUAUGUAGAUUUGAUAAAAGAAAAAAUAGUUCCAUUAAUAUUAAAAGGUUUUUCAUCAAAUUAUACAUCAAAAUCAUUAAAUAUAUCAAAUAUUUAUUCAUCAACAACUCUUUCACUUCAAUCAUCUGUUAGUGCCCAAUUUACUAAUUCAAUGGCUAAACAUUUAUUUCCAAAUAUAGUAAGAUUAAUGAGAAUUGUUAAUGUUCUUAUAACAUUUUACUAUAGUUUAUUACAUACAGAAUGUGAUAUAUUUAUAUCUGUUCUUAUAAAAUAUUUACAAUCAGAUAAAUUAUGGCAAUCUGGAAUAGCUUUAGAAGUUUUACAUAGAAUACUUUCAAAACCUGAUAUAUUAAAAUUUGCCACAACUAGUAUUGAACAAACUGAAACAAAUAAAGUUAUAAAAGCAAUAUCAACCUCAUUAUGUAAUUUUGCUUUUUCUGUAUUUACAAAUCCUGAUUUUGCAUCAAAUUACAAUGAAGAUGAAAUUCAUGAUAAUUCAGCACCAUUAGGACAAAGUGGUUUUAUUAUUAAAGGAUGUGGUAUUGCAUUACAUGAAAAUAUAUCUGUUAAAAGAUCAAUUUUGUUAGAUUCAUUAGAUAAACAUGAUUGUAUACCACUUCCUUAUGGUUAUAUUCAUUCUUUAUUAUAUUUUUGUGUUUUUGAUUUUGUACAAUCAUUAUAUGCAGCAUUUGAAGACGAUAAAACUGUUAAUAAUGUUUCAAGUGACAUUAUAUCAAAUACACUUUUUAGAAGUUCAUAUAAAUCAGUAUUAGAAAUAGUAAUGCUUUUACUGGAAUGUAGUGUUGAUGAUUCUAUAACAGAAGCAAUGUUAAAUAAUCUUUCUGUACUUAUUAUUGCUGCAUGUAAAUUAAAAUGUGAUGAUACAAAACAUGAAUUAAUUAAAAGUUUAUGUAGAGUAUCACUACCUGUUAAAUAUUUUGAUUUAUUUGUUGAUAUAACAUAUACAAAUCAAAAUUCAGAAAACGAAAUAGCAGAAUAUGAUAUUGAUAUGUUAAUGGAUAAAAGUCAGACAACUCAAGUUAUGGCUGUUGGAAGUAUUUGUCCAUUUCCAAAUAUGCCUGGAUAUAUUAGUAAUUAUCAAGUUAUGCUUACAUCAAAAAAUAUACUAGCAACUAAAACACUUCUUUCUGUUGGAAGAGAUAAUGGAAAAGAUUUUCUAGAAUCAUGGUAUUUAUUUUUAAAAUCAGUUCAACAUUUAGUAUGGAUAUUAGGUAUGAAACCAUCAUUAAAUGGACAAUUUAUAACAUCAGCUGAUAGUGGGGAAGCUCUUCAGUCCAAUUCAACACCAUCCACAACAAAUUCAUCCUCUAAUCCAGUUUUAACAACAGCUGUUUUAAAUGAAAUUCGAGUAAUUAGUGAUAUUUUACAUAAAAUGUUUAAUGAUACACAAAAUUUUGAUGAUGUACAAUUACUUCAUGUAAUUAGCUCUCUUAUUAGUUUAUCGGGUGAAUCCAUGAAAAUAUCACAAAAUGGAAGUAAGGAUUCGUCGUAUUUUCCAGUCGCAAAACUUUUGCAAACUGCAUUAGCAAAUAUUAAUAGACUUGAAAUUUAUUGGAAUCUUGUAACAGGGCAUUUGAGUGACGUUAUAACACAUCCACAAGCUACACUUCGUGAAUGGGGUACUAUAUCAAUUACAAUGUUGAUAACAAGUAGUUUAAAAAUACAUUUAAAAAAUGAUGAUAAAUCAAGAAUUGAAUCACUUAUAUUAGUUCCCUUAACAAAUUUAUCAAAAAAUGAUUAUGUAUCAGUUCGUAAAAGACAAAUAGAUUGUUUGAUACAAAUAUUACAUUCACAUGGUGAUGAUUUUACACCACAAAUAUGGCCAACAUUAUUAAAUAUACCAUGGUGUAUUGUUGAAGGUGAUCAUAAAAUGUCUGAUCAAAAUAUUAUUAAAGAUGGUUAUUCAAUGAUAAGUUUACUUGUUAAAGAUCAUAUUCAAAAACUUCCAUAUGAAUGUAUGGUUACAUUAAUAAAAAUUUUAGCAAAAUUUGGUGAACAAAAACAUGAAUUAAAUAUUUCAUUAGCUUCAUUAGAACAACUAUGGACAAUAGCAGAUUUUAUGAAUAUUAAAUAUACACAUCUUAAUAAUAUAGAAAAAAAACAAUUUUGGUUAGUUUUAUUUGAUGGUAUUAUUGGUUUAGCAGUUGAUUCAAGACCUCCAAUUAGAAAAAGUGCUUGUCAAACAAUUAUUCAUACAAUGAGUUCAAAUAAUUUUGAAUUAAAUUUAGAAACAUGGCAACAUUUAUUAACAAAAAUUGUAUUACCUUUGAUAGAUGAUAUACAAGAAAAAACAAAUCAAGCAUCAAAAGUUGCUGAAAAAAUAAAAGGAACAGAAAAUGAUCCUAAUAUACUUGUUCAUCAUUCAAGAAAUACUGAAUAUAAACAAUGGGCAGAAACAACAGUACAAAUGUUACAUGGUAUGACAAAAAUAAUUAUUGCACAAAGAAAUACAAUUGAAAAAAUAAAUGAUUUUGAUAAGAUAUGGAAUGAUGUUUUAAAUUGUAUUAGAAAAGCAUGUAUUAUAGAUAAUUUAGAAAUAUCAAUGAGUGGUUUUAAAUCAUUUUAUGAAUUAAUUACAACAAAAGGUGUACCACAAAAUUUUGAUAUUAUUAUAAAUAAUGAAGUUAAUAAAAUUUUACCUGAUAAAUUACUUAUACCAUGUUGGAAUUGUGCUGUUAAUAUGAUGAAAGAAAUUGUUGAAUUAAAUAAUAUAAUGAUAAAAAAUGUUAAUAUAACAUAUAUAAUUGGACAAAAACAAUUAACAAUAUUUAUUCAAAUAAUAUUAAUAUUAUUUGAACAAUUAACAAAAUAUCUAAAACCAGAAAUGUUUAUUAAAAAUCAAUUUUUUGAAAAUUUUAUUAAAAUAACAACAUUACCAAUAACAGUUGAUCAGGUACCUUUUGUUGUACCAGCAUUCAAUUGUGAACUUCCACCAAUGCAACAAGUUACAUUAAAUUUUAUUACAAUUCUUGGUAAAGAAUGUAUUAAUUAUCAAUCUUCAUUAAAAACAAUUAUGCCAGAAGUAUUAAAAAUUUUAUUAACUUAUGCUUCAUUUUCAUGUGAUCCACCUAAAUUACCAAUGGAUAGUAAUAAUAAGCCAUUAAUUAAAGGAUUAGCUAUGCCACAAUUAACUAAAUUUGCAGAGAAUGCUCUAAAAAUAUCAAUAGAUUUUUAUAUUCAUUCAAUUGAUAAUCCUGAAAUUACAAAAUCAUUAAUAAUCAAUGAUAUUUUAAAAACACUAAAAAGACCACUAGAAUUAAAAUAUAAUUGUCCAAGUCAAAAUACAUGGCAAAUGGCUGUUCAGUAUUUAUUUAAUGUUAUCAAAGUUACCUUACAAAUAGCUUAUAAAAAUCCUGAUCAAUUUAAAGAUUUCUGGAUUUUAAUGCCAUUAUGUAUUGAAAAUUUUUUAUUUACAACUAGCAAAUCAUCAUCACCUUUAACAGUUGAUGAAAGAAAACGUCAUGAAUAUAUAGAUUGUCAAUUUAUUGAAUUUAUACGCAUUGAAAUAUUAACAUAUGCAGAUUAUCUUCCCCAAUCAUUUUUAGAAAAAAUUAUUACUAUAUUAAAUAGAGGAACAAUUUCAUCUGCUGAGACAAGUGAUUUAUUUGCUUUAGAUACUUGUUUGCAAAGAGCUGAUUUAUCAAAAGUAUGUUUUGAUGCAUUAUUAUCAACAUGUAAUAUAAAAUCAUCAACAAAUUCAACAAAAAGAUCUGAAUUUGGUUUAAAUGCAAUUAUUUCACUUAUGAAAAAAUGUAAAGAAAUUUUACAAGAAUAUGCUAAAGAUAACAGAAGAAAUGGGAUGUUACCAAUGCAAAGAAUGAGACAUAUUGAAUUGUUAUCAGUUCUUCAAGCUAUGACAAGUCUUAUUCAUGGUUUAAUUGAAAAAUCAAACAAUGUUCCAAAAGAAUUAUUACAAAAUGUUGCCAAUAUGUUUCCAAGUAUAAUUGAAAUGGUUCCAUCAUUAAGAGGUGAUCAACAAGUAGAAGUAGCUGUUAUGUCAGUUUUUAAUGCAUACAACUCUUUUAUGCUUUUUUUAAUACAAUGUAUUCCAAGUUCAGAAAAAAAUUCAUAA
Strongyloides ratti is the source of this 4899-nucleotide messenger RNA. RefSeq names its product Protein MON2 homolog. The transcript has 4 exons. Bases 1 to 4899 code for a protein of 1632 amino acids. The record is from RefSeq and is a predicted model, not a curated record. NCBI's taxonomy places the organism in Eukaryota, Metazoa, Nematoda, Chromadorea, Rhabditida, Strongyloididae.